Messenger RNA from Fraxinus pennsylvanica, 540 nucleotides. NCBI's taxonomy places the organism in Eukaryota, Viridiplantae, Streptophyta, Magnoliopsida, Lamiales, Oleaceae. The record is from the annotation of a GenBank genome assembly.
AUGGAAAAAAGGGGUCAAGAAAGGCAUAUAGGGAUCCAAAAUUUCUUGGGUUAUAAUCCUUCACAACUAAAUCAAGAAUCACCAGUCAAGCUGCCUCGUGCUCCUAUAGUUUCCACUCGACCAGAUAGAAGAGGAAAUGCAACUGUUUCAACCCGCCGCAGAAGUGCUAUUUUCAGCCCUACACAAACCCUAGAUCACCAUCGUCCUCUUCCUCCUCCUCCAUCUCAACCACUUGUAAAGAAAGACUCAACUCCAGCUCCAGCUCUAGCUUCAGUUCCAGAUCCAGAUCCAGAUCCAGCUACUUCUCCUGCUGCAGUAACUGGUGGCGCUGGCGCAUCUAAUUCAAAGUCACCCCCGCCGCAAGGUCAAGAAUCAAUAGGUUACACUGUAAUUAGGAAUAGAGAAUGCCUGAAAAAUCAUGCUGCAAAGAUAGGAGGUCAUGUGGUGGAUGGCUGUGGAGAAUUCAUGCCAAGUGGAGAUGAGGGAACCCCAGAAUUCUUGACAUGUGCUGCUUGUGAUUGCCACCGUAGUUUCCACUAG